Messenger RNA from Pelobates fuscus (common spadefoot toad), 2050 nucleotides. It is a transcript of the gene PCBD1, whose product is annotated as pterin-4 alpha-carbinolamine dehydratase 1. The record is from RefSeq and is a predicted model, not a curated record. Gene Ontology annotation, biological process: tetrahydrobiopterin biosynthetic process. Lineage: Eukaryota; Metazoa; Chordata; Amphibia; Anura; Pelobatidae. The coding region runs from base 110 to 424 and encodes 104 amino acids. The transcript has 4 exons. Gene Ontology annotation, molecular function: 4-alpha-hydroxytetrahydrobiopterin dehydratase activity.
UCCUGCCCCUCCUCCCUCCCCUCCCCUCCUAGAGAACUGGGAGAAGCCACAGCUGAUCUGUCUGUGAGCUGCUGCUCUGAUCCCAUACUUCUUACCCUCUGCUGCAGCUAUGGCUGGAAAGGCACACCGACUCAGUGGUGAGGAGCGGGAGCAGCUUCUGCCUAACCUGAGAGCUGUAGGGUGGAAUGAACUGGACGGCAGAGAUGCCAUUUGCAAAGAAUUUCAUUUUAAGGACUUCAACCGGGCGUUCGGAUUCAUGACCAGGGUGGCGCUACAGGCGGAGAAACUGGACCAUCAUCCUGAAUGGUUUAAUGUCUACAACAAGGUUCACAUCACUUUAAGUACUCAUGAGUGUGGAGGACUGUCAGAAAGGGACAUCAAUUUGGCUAGUUUUAUUGAACAAGUGGCAGCCACACUGGCCUAAUGAACAGGAAACCCCCAAAAAUAUUGUUUUGUAAUUGUCUGCGAUAGUUUGUAUACAAUUUCUUUCUCUGUGCCUUCUAUUUUCCAUUAGUUAAUGCGGUCUUACUCUUCGUGAUAGGAAACUCAAUUAGUUAAUGGAAUUGCCAAUCUUGAAACAUUCUCUUUAGAGUAUAUGGGUUUUUUUUCUUCUUCUUCAAAGAAACAAUAGAAACUAUUCCUAUAUGUAAUUUCUCUGAAGGGUUUAUCGCCCAGAUAUCUUUUGCUUACCAGCAAAGGUAAAUUUUGUUUAGGAGGAAAGAAGUGAACUAUUUUUGGGGAGAUAGCAUAGAUUGAUAUUAGUGCAAAAAGGGGCUGAAAGCCGGAGUAUUUUAUCCUUUUCUUACCUAGGUUUUGUAGAUGCCAUCUUACCCUGGGUGUGAUUUUUAUAAAAAAAAAAAAAAAAAAAAGACUGGGUCUUCACAUCUUAAAGGACCACUAUAGUGCCAGGAAAACAAACCCAUUUUCCUGGCACUAUAUAGUCCUUAGGGCCCCCUCCCACUGGGCUGAAGGGGUUAAAACCCCUUCAGCCACUUACCUUAAUCCAGUGCCGGGCUACCUCUGCGCUGGUGACCUCUCCUCCCCCUCCGACGUAAGCUCCCGAGUGGAGCCGAAUGCGCACACACAUUCAAACCGCCCAUAGGAAAGCAUUACUUAAUGCUUUCCUGUGGACGUUCUGCAUGCUCAAUGUGAUUUUUGCAUUGAGCAUCGCGGAACGGCCACUAGCGGCUGGAUGAACCCUGCAAUGUAAACAGUUUUCAGCUGCAGGGUUAAAACCUGGGGGCCCUGGCACCCAGACCACUUCAUUGAGCUGAAGUGGUCUUGGUGCCUGUAAUGGUCCUUUAAGAUUUGACUUACCCGUCUCAGUAAGUUAGAGGACUGGCUAUGUUCUGCCAUUAAUUUACAAUUCACAUUUCAGGGCUGUCCAAUCUCAUGAUGGACUAAAAUGACAGUUCAAGGUUAUCGGGGAAAAGCAAUCUAUUCUUCAAUCAGUAAUACUAACUGAUCUAGAUAAAGGACCACUCCAAGAGUGUUUUUUUGUUUAUUUCAUUUUGUAAAAAGGUUAAAUUUAUAAAACUGGCAAUUUCUAUUGAAAUCUGCACUAUUAUAAAUGAUCCAUAUUACAGCCACCUGGCAGCAAUUGCCCAUACCUGCCUUGCAAAGACUUCUCGUUGAGCUGCAUUGGAAAGUCUGAUUGGACAGCCAUAGAAAUGCUGGGCGGGGUUAGAAGGGGAGGGCUUGCGAUAAGAGAAAUGCCAGCUGGUUUUUAUAAAUACCCCAUUGAGAACAUGCCUAAUUAAAUGCAUGUUUUCACUGUGGUAUAUCUACAAAAGUGAUUUUUUUGGUUUUUUUUACAUUUUAUAUGAGCUGUGGAUUGGGCCUUUAACAUUUUGAUGUCGACGAAAACCCCUACUUAAGACUGAUAGAACACACCUUUUAUUAGUUUGCUAUUGAUCUUUUAGUGAAAUAUUUUUAUAUUUGCGUGAUGAAAUCCUUAAACAGUAUUAUUAAUUGUAUUUUAUAAACUGUGUAAACAUUAUGUAUUUUGUCAAGAAACAUGCUGGUUAUAAAUGUAUCUCUUACCACAAAA